Molecule: messenger RNA, 2071 nt
Organism: Enhydra lutris kenyoni (northern sea otter)
Lineage: Eukaryota; Metazoa; Chordata; Mammalia; Carnivora; Mustelidae
Product: ERI1 exoribonuclease 2-like
Biological process (GO): exonucleolytic trimming to generate mature 3'-end of 5.8S rRNA from tricistronic rRNA transcript (SSU-rRNA, 5.8S rRNA, LSU-rRNA)
Molecular function (GO): zinc ion binding; nucleic acid binding; 3'-5'-RNA exonuclease activity
Source: RefSeq, a predicted model, not a curated record
AUGGCAACCAAGAAGCUUGCGCGUAUGCAGCUUGGAUUAAUUAGAAAAAAGUCAGUUGCACCAGCAAAUGGAAAUCUAGGAAGAAGCAAAUCCAAGCAGUUGUUUGACUACUUAAUUGUCAUUGAUUUUGAGUCAACAUGUUGGAACGAUGGGAAACGCCAUCAGAGCCAAGAAAUAAUUGAAUUUCCAGCAGUAUUGCUGAACACAUCAACUGGGGAGAUUGAAUCUGAGUUCCAUGCUUAUGUUCAGCCUCAAGAACAUCCAAUUCUUUCUGAAUUUUGCAUGGAACUGACAGGCAUAAAACAGGCUCAAGUAGAUGAAGGAGUCCCUCUGAGGGUUUGCUUAUCUCAAUUCUGUAAAUGGGUUCAGAAGAUUCAGCAACAGAAGAAAAUUAUUUUUGCUACUGGGAUUUCAGAUCCGCCUAAUUCCGAAGUAAAAUUAUGUGCAUUUGUUACUUGGUCAGACUGGGACCUGGGGGUUUGCCUGGAGUGUGAGUGUAAAAGAAAACAGCUGAUAAAACCCAUGGUCUUAAAUUCUUGGAUUGAUUUCAGAGUAACUUACAAGAUUUUCUAUAGAAGAAAACCAAAAGGACUGAGUGGUGCCCUGCAGGAAGUGGGAAUAGAAUUCUUAGGACUAGAACACUCCGGGUUGAAUGAUGCUCGGAAUACUGCCCUGCUUGCUUGGAAAAUGAUCAGGGAUGGUUGCUUAAUGAAAAUUACAAGGUCCUUGAACAAGGUUCCUACUAAGAAGAAUUCCAGCGUUUUCACCAGAAAUUUGAAUACGAAUCAAGUUGAAGAAAGGUCAGCCUGCAACAGUAGCAUUCAGAGUCUGAGCAUAUAUGAUAGGGAGCCUAAAAAUACAGUAAAUUCUCAUGAAAAAGAUCAGAGGUCAGUUGGUGUAAAUUCUCCUAUAAAAGUACAGCAAGAUCAGUUCCAACUAAAAAGCAAUGUAAAAGCAGGUCUUCAUAAUGCCAAAAGCUCCAGGCGCCCCAACUAUUUAUCUCUUUUUAAUACAAAGUCCUCUACUUCUAUGGAGCAGUUGCCGUCUGCCAGCUUGAAUACACCUAUGCAGAAGCACAUAAGAAACGAACACCUUGCAUUUAGUACCAAAUCUAAGUCUUCAGCAAUUGGUUCAGAAUUGGUACUUGUAUUGACUACCAUUUCAUCUGUUGAUCAGGUUUCUGAUACAGAAAUGAGUUCUGCUCUUGAUUGUUUACCUAUGUUGGCUGAUUGGGAGGAUGUAGCUUUACUGCCAGCAUCUCAGCCUGAGCAAAGUAUAGAUUGUAUACCUUCCAUUAGUGACUCAAACUUAGAUACUUCAUUUAAUUCUAUAGAAAGAUUAAUGGUUUUAAAAGAAGGCACAGAAGAAACCCCUCAAAAAUCUGGGACCUCUAAGUCUGUCGUAUAUAAGAGUCCACAUAUUACUAUUUAUCAUGUGGAAGAAGCCAAAGAUCCAGAUUCAGAUGUUUCUGACUUUAAAUUACCUGAAUGCAAAUCAAGUAGCUUUAACAGUGUUAAUGCCACUAUGUCUCAUCCUUCAGUUUUGGGGAAAUACCCCCACCUUUUAGGUAGUACUGAAAGGAAUCUAUCCAGUCCUCUAUCUUUCCUGCCAGCAAAAAAACAGACCCUCACUGUUCAUGAAGAAAAACCUACAUCAUCUGAUGGCUCCCCAGUGAGAAAUUGUUCCUGGAAGGUCCUCCCCUCUAUCUUAGCUUCUACAGUUAACCUACAAGAGCCUUGGAAGAGUGGGAAAAUGACACCUCCUUUAUGCAAGUGUGGCCGAAGAUCUAAGAGACUUGUUGUUUCUAAUAAUGGACCAAACCAUGGAAAAGUCUUCUAUUGUUGUCCAGUUGGGAAAUACCAAGAAAACAGAAAGUGUUGUGGUUAUUUCAAAUGGGAACAAAUACUUCAAAAGGAAAGAGCCAACAGCAGAGUUCUGUCUCAUUCUCCAAGGGGACUCACUUUUAGUUCCCCAGAAGUAAGCCAUAUAUGUAACAGAAAUGUAAAUUUUUCUAAAAAUUCAUUGAGACUCAGACCUUCAAUGAGGAAUUGAUAAACUUUCUCUACAUUUA